Messenger RNA from Dentiscutata erythropus, 412 nucleotides. The record is from the annotation of a GenBank genome assembly. NCBI's taxonomy places the organism in Eukaryota, Fungi, Glomeromycota, Glomeromycetes, Diversisporales, Gigasporaceae.
GCUUGAGGACAAAGACAAAGUAAAUAUUUAUUUUAUCAUAUUGGGUUUCAAUAUUCUAUUUACACUUCAACUUCGUCUAUUAUACUUAAAGAAAAUAGACUUCACCUCUUCUGAAAUUCAAUCGUUCCUUAAAGAAUUUUCACAAAAAUUAAAUGAACUUAAUCUAACAAAUAUCUUUGGUAUAUGCGCUAUUAAUGAAGAAGAUUUUAUGAAACCUGGUAUCGAAUAUACUGAAGAAAGAAAAAAUAUUACAGUCCCUUUAGCUGAUGCGACAGACAAUUUUGAUAAAAUUAUUGAAGCUCUUUGGGUUUUUAAUAGUGACCCUAGCAAAAAAUUCAUUCAGUGGGGUUGUGUCCGAUCAUGCGCUGCUGAUUUAUGGGGUCAUCAUAAUGCAUUUCAUACACGUAGUUAA